AUGUCUUCAACAACACAAUUAGCGAUCCUAAAUGUUGUCCCGCAAUCAUCCUUCAGCAUGCUGGUCAUAGGCUUUGGAACUGCUGCCUUUGAAACUGAUGAGGGUGACGUCCAUAAAUUGGCGGUGAUGGAGGCCAUCAAGCUCGAUUACAGGCACUUCGACACUGCUUCUAUAUAUGGCUCCGAACAGGCUCUGGGAGAAGCCAUUGUUGAAGUCCUUAAACUUGGUCUCAUAAGCUCCAGGGAUGAACUUUUCAUCACUUUCAAGUUAUGGUUAUCUGAUAACCAUCCCGAUCUUGUUCUUCCUGCUCUAUGCAAAUCACUUCAGUAA
Molecule: messenger RNA, 330 nt
Organism: Arachis duranensis
Lineage: Eukaryota; Viridiplantae; Streptophyta; Magnoliopsida; Fabales; Fabaceae
Product: NADPH-dependent codeinone reductase 1-4-like
Exons: 1
Coding region: 1-330 (109 amino acids)
Cellular component (GO): cytosol
Molecular function (GO): aldose reductase (NADPH) activity
Source: RefSeq, a predicted model, not a curated record